Messenger RNA from Patella vulgata (common limpet), 6608 nucleotides. RefSeq lists its product as uncharacterized. The record is from RefSeq and is a predicted model, not a curated record. The coding region runs from base 100 to 978 and encodes 292 amino acids. NCBI's taxonomy places the organism in Eukaryota, Metazoa, Mollusca, Gastropoda, Patellidae. The transcript is spliced from 6 exons.
AGAUUCGAACAUCCAGUUUCCGCUUCAACCAUUCCGGUGAGCUCCGGUUACAGAGAAGUUUAUUUUCUUAAAAAUUACUAACAGAAAUUAGAAAUUACCAUGUCAGCAACAGCAGCAGUAACACCUAGUUCAAGCGGCCCUGUUGGGAAACUACGUUUGAUUACGUACCUGUCACCAGGAAUACCCAUACAAUUAUUUGAAACAAUACUACAUUAUUUAGAGGAAGUGACUGGAAGGGAGGGCUAUAUUAUUCACGAGUCAAGAUGGAGUGGACCCCCAGCAGAAAGAGUCGACCCUUUCACCUCAGAUGAUGUUGAUAUAGGGUUUAUGUGUAGUACAGGAUUUAUGAGAUUACAAAACGAGAAGAAUGGAUUUGUCGAGUUAUGUAAAGCUGCUCCGAUACACGUUCAUCCGAAAGGACAAAACAGACCAAUUUAUUUCUCCGAUGUUAUCAUUGAUAGUUCAAACAAGACCAAAUACAAGGAAUUCCAAGAUUUAAAGGGACACAAAUGGGCAUACAACGAUCAACUGUCAUUGAGUGGUAAUCUCAUUGUACUCAAACAUUUAAAACAGAUGGGAGUCAACGCUAAUUUCUUUGGAAAUAUAAUUCACUCAGGUGGUCAUCUCAAGUCUAUAGAAAUGGUGUUAGAUCAUACUGUUGAUGCAGCAGCCAUUGAUUCUAAUACACUGACGGCUUACUUCCGAAAAAAUCCUCAUAUGAAAGGUCGUUUAACAACUAUAACAUCAUUUGGACCACUUCCUAUAUAUCCUAUAGUUUUUAAUUCAAGACUUCCGGGUGAUGUAAAAGACAAAAUAACUCAAGCAUUGAUAGAUAUGAAUAAAAAUCCAAAAUGGCGAGCGAAACUUAUAGCAGAGGGUGUUAGCGGCUAUGUAUCUAUAGAUAUGUCAUUAUUUGAUAUAGAAACCGAAAUAAGGGAUCUUGUUAAGGGCUUGAGUAUUGCUGCCGCCUAUUAUUAAAGGGACGAGAACACUUUGAUUUAGAUCUAAAUAAAGGGGCUGAUGACUGGACGUUGCAGUUACUGGAUUUAAGCAGCUUGAUUUCUGCACCUUCGCUCUUCUUACCUGUUGAAGCAGACAAUUCACAUGCAUUUAGUUUUUUCGGAAUUGGGUAAUAGUUUAUUAUUAUUAGGAGAUUUUGGUCAUGGGUAGUGACUGCACCGUCCAUGAAAUUCACCAACAUUUGUGAAAUUCGUUCUAUUUCUGGAUACAAUUACUUGGUUUAUUAAAAUUAUACUGCAACAUUUCAACAAGAUUUCACAAGUCGCUUUCAAGCAAAUACCUAACAUACAAAAACGACUUGUGAACUCUUAAUCUUUAAAUGGCAUUUAUAAACUGGAUUUAAAAUACAGAUGUGACGUCAUCCUUUGAUGUUGGCGUACUUUUAUUUCCAAUAAUGCACGGACAACUUGCUGAUCGUACAUUAUCUAUACUAGAUGAAAUAUUGGACUUGCGUGACGUAUUUCAUUGAAAAGCACGUGGGAGAUAGUGUCUGUGUUUUAAGUUGUUUAAUGAUCUCGAGCUAAAGACAUUGCGUAAUAUAUUGAAACAACACUCGGCUUACGCCUCGUGCAGUAUCAAUAUAUAACUUAAUGUCUCGCUCUCGACCAUCAAACCAGAGAAACAACAAAAUCACAUACUUAUGGAAAACAGCUACUAGUGUAUUUUAAGGCCAUGUUUCGAAGAGUUGUGAAAUGUUGCUAAAACGUUGCAGUAUAAUAAACCAAGUGAUUGUAUCCAUACUAAGUAUUCUAGUAUUAUAUCAUAAAUCAACGGCUAAAUGUCUCUCAAUGAUUAUAUGAUUACAUAAAAGCAGGCCUGGAAUUAACGGUUUUAGAUGUACCAGACAAAAUGUCAGACACUAAUGAAAUAGUACCUGACAUUUACAACUUAGUGGCGGACAUGUAUUAAUAAUAUCAAUAAAAAAGACAAAUCAGGUGCCUGACAAAGCCUGAAUCUGUGACUGACAUUGUCUGUGACAGGUGUGACAUUGUCUGUGACCGAUGCCUUAUUUCCAGGCUUGCAUAUAAGCAUGAGAAAAUUUACAUUUGAUUUUGGCACCAAGCAGAUUAAGAUUUUAUUUCGAUUGCCUCUCAACAAAUGAAAAGAUCAAAUUUAAUUAAAUCAGUAAUUUUAUUUUGAUCUGAAUCAAAGAGAUCGUGUCUUUUUAAAUAGCAAUCUGAUUAAAACACAGAUCCUAUUUCGUUUCGUUUUUAUAGUUCAAAAUUUCGUUUUACUUGUCUUUACUACACUUGGAUCUGGAAGAGUUGUUAUUUAACUCGUGUUCUGAAUGGUGUCAGGGAUAAGCCAAUGAAACAGUCUGUUACGGCAAGCUUUAGGCGUGUUUUGCAUGGAACUGUGGGUAAUCCACUAGUAACAUCAAUGCUGAUUGGUUAAUCAAAUAUCUGACAUCAUAGGGUCAUAAGUCAGUCUUUUGACCCCUGACGUGACCUAUCGCUAUAACUUGUCAGAUCUUCAUGUAGUGUAGGCCAUCGAAAGUAUAAAAACACUGAAACGAAAUAUAGAUCUGUAUUUUAGUCCGAUUGUUUAAAUAGUGAAUCGUUGACUGUAUAAAUAAUCCUUUAAUCUCAUGACAGAAUUGUAUCUAAACCUAAACAUAUAUAUAAAUACAGGUAUAUUAAAUAUUCUUGAUAUUUACAUAAUGGACCAAUCAAAGUGCAUUACUAAGUUCUUUUCUCUCUCUAUAUGUCUCUCUCUCUUCAAUCAUUUUUCAAAGUUUAAUGUCGUGGGUUUUCUUCGGUCCUCCGGUUUCCCACACUGCUAAUGACCCCUACGCUUAAAUGAAUUAUUAAAAUAAAAUUGAACCAUGUGUUAGUCCAGAAAUAACCUAAUUUGUGUCAAGUGGACGUUAAACUCUCUCUCUCUCUCUGUAUAUUGGCUGGCCUUGUAAGGAUAUAUUUUCAGUAUUAUGAUUAUUUUAUAGUGGUUUCAAUGGCCUGUUUGAUGAUUUAAAUUCAACAGACAUAAAUAUGAGGACAUACCAAUUUAAUCUUGGGGAUUACUUAUUAAAAUGUUUUUGCUUCCUUCCUUUAUCUUGGGAACAAAACAUAGUUCAUAAGAAUAAUGGCUACUUGUUUAUCGAUAUCCCAAUGAAAUAAGAAUUGGUUUGGCCUGAUUAAAACUGGAACACUCCCACUUCCAAAUAUAAGAGAAAUGAGACCCAUCUAUUUGGCACUAUUUUUGAUUGUUUAUUUGGCAGAUAUGGCUAAAAUCGAACCAAUUUCUUGGUCACUUUAUUUGAUAUUUUUUCUGCAAAGAGGGGCUUUAAUCCUUUAGGACUUGGUACAUGUAUAUUGACUACGCAUGCAACACCCCCAAAUUCAGAGUUUGUAGCAUUCUACUAGGAGCCAUAGUGGCUAAGUCAGUAAGGCAUUCGUACACCAGACAGCUAGGUCUUUGCUUCAAUCCUGGUGUAGGACGAGAAAGAUCCCCAGGAUUUUUCUGCGUUGCUUCCACUCGUCAGUGGCGCAGGACUAAGGACCUUGCAAAGAACAUCUAGUCAUUUGGAUGGGACAAAAAAAACAAAGUCCCAUGAACCCUUGGUAGUUAGAAUUUGAUAAAGAGUAAGCAGACAACGAGAAACCACACCGGAAAAUCCAAUAACUUUAUCAUCUGAUUCCCAGUACAUGUUUUGUGUAAUAAAUAUUAGCAACUGGGCCCGAGAAGGACAGCUGUCUAGUCGUCCGUAUGGGACGAAAAACCGAGGUCCUGUGUACACAUUGGCAUGCACGUAAAAGAUCCCUUGGCAGUUGGAAUUCGAUAUAAGAGUAGAUCAUAGUGCUGCUGUCAAGGCAAAAUUCCCCUCAUAGCACAAUGCAUGGUGUAAACCUGUCUUCAUUAACCCAGUUGGUGUAGAGAAACAGUACAUAAAACCACGAUUAAAUUCAUUUAUAUUUGUAAAUUGAUUGAGAUUAUAUUUUGUUAAUCGAACAAAACAAGUGAUACUAAUUAUAAAGAUAUUAUAUUUUGUUAAUUGUUAAUCAAAUUUAAUGUUUAAUGGUGUACUGGUAUCUAUCGAUAUUGUGUUGAAAGAUUUAUUAAUUAUUUUAAAUAUUGUUAAUUAUUGUUAAUUAUGGAGUUUGUAUAUUCUUUGAGAGAGAUAAACCUUGUGUCCAAGCGAUUAUAUGUCAUUUUGUCUGCUGAGGCUGUCUUCAUUAGCCCAGUCUGUGCAGAAAAGUAGGACGUUAGACACCAUAUAACUUACACACCACCGCGCGCUGUAUCAUACGGUCUGCCAUUGAGUCAACUGGCAUGGUUUCGAUUCUCCGGUUGUACGUGACAAGGAGUAGGGUCGCCUGUCCAACCUCGUGGGUUUUCUCCGGGUCCUCCAGUUUCUUCCCACUGCUAAAGACCCUACACGCAAGCCAAUUAUUGAAAUAAAAUUGAACCAUGUGUUAGUCCCGAAAUGACCUAGUUUGUGUCGAAUGGACGUUAAACCCCAUUUCUCUCUCUCACUUACACACCUCCAGACGUAUAUCUUCCAUAGCAACUGUUGAUGUUUUAAGAUGGCUAUUCUGUAAAGUCACUACGGGUUGAUGGUUGAUAUUGAGGUAAUAAUUCACCUCAAAUAACCACAUGCUUUAAAUUUCACAUGCACAGGGUAAGCAGUAGUUGAUAUUAGGCAAUGCAAUAAUCUUUUGUGUUGAUGAGUAAGUCAGAUAGCAAUCUAUUUCCACACAUGUAUUUCGAAACAAAACCUACAGACUUCGCCCAUUCGAUUUUUAUUUUGAAUAACAACCUGGAACUACAUAUUAGGCCACCAGAAUUUUACUUUUUCAGGAUUAUUGAGCAAGUAAAUAAAUUUGGAGUGAUUAUCAUAAACAGGAAGGGAAAAUAAUUUUUUUAUAUUUUUAAAUUGUGACAAAAUAAAUCAAGAGUAGCAAAUCCUGAAGAAAUAAAAAUAAAAUUAAUCAACUCACGAUGCUAUCAGAUUCUCAAGCUAUUAACUAGAUUAGAACGAUUCGGCCAUUUAAUGAAUAAAUUUUGAAAUGAAGUAGCGAGUCUUAAGUUUUGACCAGGGGCCUGUUUCACGAAAUCUAAACUAAAGAUAAAAUCCAAAUUUUAGUAGAUACUUCAAUUUUGAUUGGCUAAGGACUAAAAUUAAUUUAAUAUUAUCCAAUCAAAUUACUAAAAUUUGGAUUUUAUCUUAGUUAAAAAUUCGUGAAACAGGCCUCUGGACCUUUGUUACGAUAAUAAACAUGUUAUCAAAACUGCAAAACAGUGAUAACUUGGCUCAGAAUAAAGUAAUUUAAAUGAUAUUUUAAAUAUAUUCAUUUUACAUUAUCUAUUUUUUUAACUAAUAUAGCACAAACGGCCAUCUUUCAUAAUGUAUCUAUAAGAAAACAAUAUUAUUCAAAAGUAGAAAAUCUCCCGGUUUAUAAUCAAUCAGAUUAAAGUUAGGCCCAUUAAAAGAUUUUAACAAAGAUUACAGGUAGCGCUGGCUUUGACCAUAUCUCGUUAAUAUGUUAUGCAGUAGUUUACCUUUUGUUUUGAAUAUGUUUGCUCGUUGUAUAGACCAUAUUAUGUCAGUGUAUACAUUUAUGUUAUACAAGUUUAAUUAUUUUGUUGUCAUUAUUGAUUACGCAUAUUCCAGCUCAUUAACCAUUGCUACAUUUACGGCGACGGCCCUGCAAAUUUUAGGACAUAUGACAUCAUAUGAUUGUGGGUUAGGACCUGCAGAUUUCGUCAAAGUCUUGAGAUGUAAACAGGGCUGGUGCUAACCCUAACCCUAAUGCAUAAUCCACAUAUGACGUCAUAUGUAAAGGACUGUCUCCGAUCUAUCUUUCUCCGUUUCUGAUUUGUUGGAGAAAAAAUCAUUUAAAGACAAAAAGUCUUUGUUUGCUCUUAUCAAAAGCUUUUAGUUUCAAACUUUGAGGGAGCUGCAAUUAGUAAGGCGGUGGCUAUCUAAAUAAUAGUAGGAUGUAGUGCCACUGCCUGGGCAAGAUUCUCUCAUAGCGCACUGUAUGGGGUAUGCCCAUCUUCAUUAGCCCAGUCAGUGAAGAAAAAUAGGGUCUUAAAGCCCAUUUCAUUUCCGAAUUUUCAAGAUCUGAAUUUUGUUUACAAGACAAGGUGGCUGUUUAUUUAUUAAAAUCCUGCCUUUACCUACGGUGGUCAGGAAAUUAAACACUUGUAAAUUGGACACUCAUUAUCAAAAUUAAUCAGUCAGCUUUAAACUGGACACAAGUACAAAUUAGAUGACUUUGGAUGAUUUUAAAUGAUUUUUACAAAUUUUUAAACAAAGAUUUGAUAUUAAACGAAUGUUAAAGAAAUUAGUGCUAGAUAUACAAGAUUAAAUGAUACCUAGAUGUAGCAAUGGUUAAUCAGCUUGUUACCUUGUUUAGAUGUUUGAUUGUUACAUUAUUAAUUGUUUGUAAGGAAAUAUUUAAAAGUGCUAUAAAAAAUUUAUCGAGGUUUCAAAGAUGAUUUGAAUAUAUUGACAAGAUGUAUGGGUAAUUUUAAUUUUAUUUUAUUUAAUGCAACCAAUCGUCAUUUGUAUUUUUCGGACAAUAUUUAAUUUUUUACGACUUAUUCCAAUCUAAAAUGUACUCGGGUUGAUUAUUAAACAUAUA